UUCAACACCCUUAAGCCAGAAACGAAUAACUCGACACCGCGUGCGUCCUCUUCUCCUGCCGUCACUCAGUUCAUUCUCUCUCUCUCUCUCUGUGGCAGUGCUAGAAGCAAGAUGCCGCGGACCAGUGCACUGGAGUGCCCUGGUUGUCCCCCCAUCAGGGCUUUAACUUUCGAUGUCCUCGGUCUUGUUAAAGUCGUCGAAGCUCGUGGGAGUCCCGGGAUUCCAAACGUGGUCACUAGAUGGGGCGAACCUGAUUCUUCUCGCUGCGUCCUCGCUGCUUCAAUCGAUGACCGUAAAGAUGACCCUUUGUUGGCUGUUGCAAGGAAAAAUGGCUUGAUUGAGUUGCUUAAUCCUUUAAAUGGGGAUAUUCUUGCCACCAUAAGUAAAGUUGGUGAUGCUGUUCAUGCUUCAGAAGAUGAUAUCUCUGGGCUGCAUUUAUUCAGAAGAGAGAGGUUGGAGCAGUCGUCCAGGUUGUGCACAGUGCUUACUUGCUCAAAGAAAGGAAAUGCAAGCCUGAGAUCUGUUGGAAGUGCUGAUUCACCAGCAGAUUCUACAUGUUCUGGUACUACAAAAACAUGGGAUGUAUGUGCUGCUGGUGAUGUUUUAUGCUCUGCAGUAGAUGGAAAUGAAAAUUAUGCCUUAUUCGGUGGGAAGCGUGUUGAAGUUAAUAUGUGGGAUCUUGAGAAGUCUGCUAAGAUCUGGACAGCAAAACCUCCUCCUAAAAACAGCCUUGGUAUAUUCACUCCGACUUGGUUUACAGCUGCAACAUUCCUUUGUAAAGAGGAUCAUCGUAAGAUUGUGGCUGGGACCAACAGCCACCAGGUGCGCCUCUAUGAUAUUUCCUCACAGAGGAGACCUGUUAUUUCAUUUGAUUUCCGAGAAUCCCCUAUUAAAGCACUGACUGAAGAUCUAGAUGGCUAUACUGUCUACUUUGGAACUGGUUCUGGUGACCUUGCAUCUAUUGACAUGCGUACAGGUAAAUUGUUGGGAUGUUUUGUGGGGAAGUGUUGCGGGAGCAUUAGAUCCAUAGCCAAGCAUCCAGAACUCCCAGUGAUUGCCUCGUGUGGUCUUGAUGCUUACUUGCGUUUCUGGGACUCAAAGACACGGCAACCUCUUUCUGCAGUUUUCCUGAAGCAGCGUCUCACAAAUGUAGUAAUUGAUUCAAAUUUUUCUUAUCAAGAACCGGCUGGAACUGCUGUGGAUCCACCACAAAUUAAGGCAGAGGAGGCAAUUCAAACCCAAGCUGAGGAGAAUGAACCACUGGUCGUGAAAAGAAGAAAAUCAUCUGAGGAAAGCCAGCAGAGAAAAAAGAAGCCCAAGAAGAAGAGCGAGGAGGCAAUUCAAACCCAAGCUGAGGAGAAUGAGCCACUGGUCGUGAAAAGAAGAAAAUCAUCUGAGGAAAGCCAGCAGAGAAAAAAGAAGCCCGAGAAGAAGAGCAAGAGGGUCAAUGAUGAGGAUGCUGACACAUCAUGAUCCAAUUGGCUUCUUUCCUUUAUUCUUCAUGACUACAGAUGCCACAGUGAUCCAUUUGCCAUACAUGCUGGACGAGAAGAGCUGACAAUUUGAGCAUACAUUGGUUGUUUAAUUCAUAUCCUCAUGAUUUUCGUCGGUAUUGAGAGGAUUUCCCCUGGAACCACUGGAUCAUGCUCCAGUGAGAAAGUUUGGUGAUUGGUUAAGCUGUUAAUUUAUCAGGGAUCUUGUUCAUUAGUAGGAGCAUUUUCCAUUAACAGAAUCAGUGAAGCUUAUACUUUAUGUCUAAAGCCCAAAGUGGUGAAUCAGGUUCUUGGUGUAUGAUGACUGAAAUGGCCAACAUGAUCAGGGUUCUGUGAAA
This is a messenger RNA of Macadamia integrifolia, 1831 nucleotides long. Its product is annotated as WD repeat-containing protein DDB_G0290555. Gene Ontology annotation, molecular function: protein binding. Gene Ontology annotation, biological process: ribosomal large subunit biogenesis. The record is from RefSeq and is a predicted model, not a curated record. Lineage: Eukaryota; Viridiplantae; Streptophyta; Magnoliopsida; Proteales; Proteaceae. Gene Ontology annotation, cellular component: nucleolus; preribosome, large subunit precursor. The transcript is spliced from 12 exons. The coding region runs from base 112 to 1473 and encodes 453 amino acids.